Molecule: messenger RNA, 1983 nt
Organism: Chara braunii
Lineage: Eukaryota; Viridiplantae; Streptophyta; Charophyceae; Charales; Characeae
Source: the annotation of a GenBank genome assembly
GAGUGGUUGCGAUAGAGAGGUCAGGCAAGUCAUCAUCACCAUCUAUCUGAGCUUCUUCGUCUGGGCGACAUUGUUCUUCUUCUUAUCUCAGUGCUGCACAUGCCAGCGCUGGAGGGGAACCGUGCCAUGGAGUGUCAGUCGCUCCAUGCCAGAAUGGUGAUGCCUUUUUUUGGGUGUAUAGAAUACCUUACGUCUUGUAACGCCCGGAUGAAGUCUAACACCUUGUCUGUGAUCUUUUUCUUCUUUUUUAAUUCCUUUUCUUUUUUCUUCUUUUCCUUUCUCUACCUCUCUCAUGUACUGAGUGCUUGGAGAGAGGCAUGCGUUAGCUGAGCUGACUAUGCAGAGGCAAUAGGACUUCAUACGAUAUCUGGAAGUGGAGCGCAGACGGAGCUGCUGCAGCCUAUCGCUGACAGGAAAAUUCUCUUCUCCCUCGAAGGAAGGUAGGCUCCGAUACAUCUUUGGUGAAAUCUUUCGAAUCUGGGCUGGUAGAUUUAUUGUAUUCUAUCAUUUCUUUCAUUUCUAUGAGAGUUAGCAGAGCUUGUCACAUCAUAAAAAUAAUUACGGAAACGAUCGUUAGGUCAGAUCUUCAUCUGCAAGUCUUAUCUGCAGAUAGAUGGGGGGUUGCCUUUGGGCACUUGGCUGCAUUCUGCUGCAGCGCGUCGGGAAGAUGCUCCGAAGGCUAGCGUAACCGACUGUGGGGGUUAAGGUAGAGGUUCGAACCGAAACAGUUUGUUGGUGAUCAGGAGGUGAAGGAGGGUGAAAAAACCCGGUUGCAGAUGUGGGUAUGGUUUUCAGGGGCUUGCUAUGGGGUUAAGGUAGGUGCGAACCGAAACACGUGGUGAGUGAUCGGCAGGUGAAGGAAGGAGAACAGGUGAGUGAUUGGCAGGUGAAGGAAGGAAAACAGGCGGCAGAUGGGUAUGAUGAUUGUCGGGGACUUGCUAUGCCCUGGAGCAUAUCGGGAAGAUGUUCUGUAGGCUAGUAGGGUAACUGACUGUGGGGGUUAAGGUAGAGGUUCGAACCGUAACUGAUGGUGAGUGAUCAGGAGGUGAAGGAGGGUGAAAAAAACAGGUUGCAGAUGGGUAUGGUCUUCAGGGGCUUGCUGCGUUCGGUAGCACAUCGGGAAGACGUUCCGAAGGGUAGCUAACUGUGUGUGUGGGGGAGUAAGGUUGGUUCGAACCGAAACACGUGGUGAGUUAUCGGCUGGUGAAGGAGAACAGGCUGCAGAGGGGUAGGGUCUGCGUUCUGUGGCAUGUCGAGAAGAUGUUCUCUGAGUGACGGUGGACAACGGGGGACAAGGUACUCUGAGUGACGAGGGACAAGGUACUCUGUGUGACGGGGGACAAGGUACUCUGUGUGACGGGGGACAAGGUACUCUGAGCGACGGGGGACAAGGUACUCUGAGUGACAGGGGACAAGGUACUCUGAGCGACGGGGGACAAGGUACGUUCUGGAAUGAAAUAGAUAUGGUGAGUAAUCGGCAAGCAUAUCUGCAAGUAUAUCAGCGGAUGGGUACGGCCUUCGGCGACUUGCUACAUUUUUGGAGCAUAAUGGGAAGGUGUUCCCUAAGGUUAAGUAACGGGGGCCAGAAGCUGACUACGUGGUUUCAGUAUGAAACAGAGAUCGAGUUGUCGGCAGGUGAAAGGGAGGAGAAGAGGCGAGGAGGCGGAUUUUGCUGCGGCGAGAGAUGAUGAGUGAGAUUCCCAGGGAACAGUCUAUCCAAAUGCUUAUUAUGGCUCUCAGGGGCUUGGUAUGCUCUGUUGGAUGUUGACAAGGAAGAUGCUCCCGAGUCUAAGUGGGGGAAGGGUAGGUCUUAUACCCACUCGAUGGUGAUCUACUGCCGGGUGGGGGAAGGAGAAGAGGUGAUGACUGAAUCAUGUAGAGGACCGGGAGAAAGGGGGGCGCAAGGGUUGUGUAGCGUGUUACGAGCACUUGCAUCGGGUNNCAAUCAAUCAAUCAAUCAAUCAAUCAAUCAAUCAAACAAUA